AUGACUAAUAAAGAAGAAGAGGAAAAGCAACUUCUACAAGAUGCAUCUACAUUGUUGAUGUUUGCCAACGUAGCUGCAAAACAGCAAACACAACAUCCACCCAUACCACAACAACAACAGCAUAUGGUAUCUCCGCCAACUCAGCAACAGCCAGCUCCACCACCUCGCAGGCCAUCGUUGCCUUCUACUUCACCCCACUUUAUUUCAGCAACUCACCACCUUGAUGUUUCACUAAACAAAGGAACGCCCACAACCACCAACCAAUUUCAACAGCCUCAGUAUCCAUAUAUCGUCCCAUAUGGGGCUCCAAUUAGUGCACUUCCGACUCAAGCAGCGACUCAGCCUACUGUUCAAAUUCCAGAACAUAUCAAAAUUCAUCCUCAGCCAAUGCCAACUCAACAUACUCAUAGACCUACACCUGCGUCACUACCAUCUAAUCAAGUAUCCCAAACAAAUAUCAACCAACAGAUACGACAAAGUUCAAUAAGUAGUUUAAUGAAUCCUACUCAGUCUCAAAGCUUACCUCAGGAAAUUAAACCACAACCCAAACCCUUUGUAUCAAAACAACUAACUCCACCAGGAAACUUAUCGACUCCAAUCAAAUCUGAAUCCCCUGCAUCAAACUUACCUAAACAAGGGAAUUUUACACCUACUCAUGAAAGGUCACGAUCAACUCCUGACGUUCACUCGAACAAGCACAGAAAUAUUCGCGCAUCGCCGAAUCCAUCGCAGUUUAUUAGAGGAAUAGAUUUAGAGACCGGGGAAAGAGAUAGUAAUAAUGCACGUAUUGCUGCAGCGGCGUUAACAGCAGCUGCUGAUAUACCCCUUCCUUUGAAGCAUGUUGAGCACAAACAACAAGCACCACCACCACAACAACAACAGCAGCAAACAACAGCACAGCCUCUUUUGGUGACCGAAAAGACCACUGUUGUUAAAUUUGAUCUUGGCAAGCCCAAAAAGGAAAAGGAUGAAGAUCAAUUAACUGAGCCUGAGAAUGAUGAUAGAACAGACGACGAGAAAACCGAAGAUGAAGCAGUAAAGAAACCGAAAGAAACGAAACCUCCACGCCGUCGUACGCCACCUUUACCAAAACAGAGGCAGCAACAACAGCAACCGAAAUUCAUUGCUCCACCAUUAUCUUCAUAUCAAGUAGAUCCUGAUUCUGGUUUAAUUGGAUGUAUUUGUGGAAUUGACGAUGAUGACGGAUUUACGAUUCAGUGUGAUGUAUGUUAUAGAUGGCAACAUUGUUUAUGUAUGGGAUUCCAAUCUAAUGAAGAAGUUCCAGAAGAUGAAUAUAAAUGUUAUUACUGUGAUGCUUCCAAAUGGGGCAAAUUUGAUCCUGAUGAAUGUCGUCGUGAUACAAUGUCAAGAUUGGAGGGUGAACGUCCUGUUGGUGGACCCGAUGCUGUUGCUCAGCAGAAGGCUAUAAUCGCGGCGCGUGAAAUGCAGAAGGCGCAGCAAGAUCAACAACAACAAAUAGAACAACAAGCACCGGUGAUUCCACCAAAUAAGAGAAAGCAACUGAAUUCUGACAAGGCCGAUAUUAAAAAGAGAAAAGUGGAGGAGAAGAAAGAAUCCGGAUCAAAUUCUCCUGCGGCAGAACUUAUUCCUCAAGAACUUCAACAUCACUAUAAGGAUGAAGCAAUUCCUAAUAAGGACAACGAACUAUUGGAAGAUGGAGUGACAGCAGAAGCAUAUCAAUCUGUCUACUAUAAAUUAACGCUGAAUGACUAUAAACGACAAGCUGUUAGACAAUUUGUGAGUAAUGCUGGUGAAGAAUUUUAUCAAUCAUUUCAAAAGCUACCUAAACCCGAUCAACAAAAGCGUCUGUUUAAGGAUGUUGAAAUCAUGACAUUGAAUCAGUUUAAAUCCACAAAAAUGAGUAAAAUUCAUUUACCUAAUCAUCAAAAGUAUUUGCAAGAACAACAUAAGUUACUGAGGAGGAAGAAUCAUAAUAAAACUAUUAUUCAAGUUAGACCAUAUUCUGAAAACCAAAAACAAAAGUUUAAUGGAAUUUCAAGAUUAUCUUUAUUCAUAAGUAGUCUCAACAGUGAUUCGUUAACAAUUCCUGAAAAUACCCCUGUGAUUGAAUAUUUGGGGGAGAUUGAUAUGUUUAGUAGUUAUUGUUGUGAUAGAGUCAAUCAAUAUCCUUUGUGGGGUACAACGAAACCCAAAGUGUUAAAGACAUCAAUACCGAAUGGCGAUGACAAAGUUGACGUAGUUCUUGAUUCUCGAUUUGUUGGUAAUGAAAGUAGAUUCAUUCGCAAGGCAUGUCCUAUUGCGGCAAAUUGUCGUAUUCAACCAAUAUAUAUUCCAGAAAAGAACAUGUUUCGAUUCAUUGUUGUGACCUCAAAACCAAUUACGUUGAAGGCUGAAUCUCAUGAUGAAGAAUUGAGAUUACCUUGGGAAUGGGACCCAUUGCAUCCAAUCUUGAAACUUUAUGAGAAUAAAUCAACUGAAAAGUUUGAGAAUUUAACCAAUUUGGAAAAAUCAGCAUUGAUAACAUAUGUCGAUAACAUUCUUCAUUUUGCGGAAUGUGGUUGUUCAACAAGUUCAUAUUCAACCUGUGCUAUCUUUAAGAUCAAAAAGGCAACAUCAUAUUUAUUAAGGUCAACAAGAAAGGCUAGUUCAAUAAGUAAUGUCAACUUGACUAAAUCCAAAGAAGAUUUGAUAAUGCCUAGACCUAAUAAGGAAUAUAUUUCAUGGGAUGAACGAAUGAUUAAACGUGAUGAGGAACUACAAGAAAAAUUAUUGGGUUCAACUGAGAUCAUGACGGAAGUAUUGGAGAAUGGAAAGGAUGAGGAAGAUAUUCAUAAUGACAAACCAGCAAUUUUGUUUAAGAUGCCUUUCAAGAAACAAUUGAUAAGUCGUGUGUAUGUUGAAUCUUUCCCACAGCAACAAGUUGAUACUCGUGAAAUUGAAGUUCGCAAAGAAGAAUUAACUGAAAUUUCUAAUGAGGUCCCAAUUCCUGUGGUUCCGGAAUUGGUCAUUAGUAUAGAUAGAACAAUUGAUGAAAAGUUGAAACCUAAAGUCAAAGAAGUGGAAGCUAAAGUUGAACAAGUGUUAAUCAAGUCUGAUUUGAAAUUGGAUAAAGAAAAUGAAUUUAGUGGAGAUGGAAACAUUCCCAAAAUUAUUGAAGCUGUGGUUUCUCCAACUGUUGCCAGUAUUGUGGAAAAGAAAGAUGAUGAUGCAAGUGCAAAGGCAGCGACUGCGGCUACUUCUCCCAAGGUCGUCAAAAAAUUGUCAUUUGCAGAUUAUAAGAAGAAAAUGAUGUAG
This is a messenger RNA of Hemisphaericaspora subhashii, 3276 nucleotides long. It is a transcript of the gene SET3, whose product is annotated as histone-binding protein. The record is from RefSeq and is a predicted model, not a curated record. Bases 1 to 3276 code for a protein of 1091 amino acids. Lineage: Eukaryota; Fungi; Ascomycota; Pichiomycetes; Serinales; Debaryomycetaceae. The transcript has a single exon.